CGGGGAGGCAGCGCUGCCGGUCGCGGACUGCAGGGGGGGGCAAACCUCGGGCCCAGGGCAACUGCUUGGGGCAAAUAUGGGCAAUAUCAGCCCAGCGCAGACGUGAACUGUUUUCUUACCUGUAAAUUGAUGCCGAGUUUGACUGGAAUGACGGUGGGUGGUAGGAUUUGAGAGGGAGUGCAAGCCCCUUGCUGGCGUCGGGGCAAUGUUUGCCCUUCCCCCCCCUCCCCUUCCCAGGAGUAGGCUUGAUGCCCUCUGGUCCCUUCCCCUGCAGAUUGUGGCUUCACGUAGGUUUUAGCCCCAAAUAAAUAUUUCGCUCCACUUGCAUAGGAGUGGGCUGUUUUGCGUGGGCUGAGGGUAAUAAUAGAAGGGCCGAACCUCCUUGACCUCUUAGUCCCUUUUCUGCCUCCUCCUGGUGAAAUAGGUUUGGUGCUCCUACCAGAUUGGGUGUUCAUCCAUUUUUUUUCUUUUCCUUUUUUUUCUCUUAUACCAGGACCAGAAAUUUCGUUCAACCCUAUCUGGUGCAUCUUUGGCAGAAAGUGAGGAAAACACCCCCAUUGUUCUUUGGCAUGGACACAAGUUCAGUGGGAACAUUAGAAUUGACUGAUCAAACUCCUGUUUUAUUAGGAAGUACAGCCAUGGCAACUAGUCUCACGAACGUAGGAAAUUCAUUUAGUGGCCCACCAAAUCCUUUAGUGUCUAGAUCUAGUAAGUUUCAGAAUUCAUCAAUGGAAGAUGAUGAUGAUGUUGUUUUUAUUGAACCUGUGCAACCUCCUCCAUCUUCUGCGCCUUCGGUUGCCGAUCAAAGAAGCGUAACAUUUACAUCUUCAAAAAAUGAAGAACUACAAGGAAAUGAUCCCAAAGUCCUUCCUUCAUCGAAAGAGUUGGCUUCUCAGAAGGGCAGUGUAAGUGAGACAAUUGUCAUUGAUGAUGAAGAGGACAUGGAGACAAAUCACGGGCAAGAGAAGAAUUCCUCAACUUUUAUUGAAAGGAGACCUUCUGAAACUAAAAACAGAACGAAUGAUGUGGAUUUCUCCACUUCCACUUUUUCAAGAAGUAAGGUAAACACAGCAAUGGGUAACAGUGGUAUUACCACAGAACCAGACUCUGAAAUUCAGAUUGCUAAUGUUACAACCUUAGAAACAGGCGUAAGCUCUGUGAGUGAUGGCCAACUAGAAAAUACUGACGGGAGAGACAUGAACUUAAUGAUUACUCAUGUGACAUCACUGCAUAAUACCAACCUGGGAGAUGUCUCGAACGGACUUCAGUCAAGUAACUUUGGUGUUAAUGUACAAACAUACACCCCAUCUUUAACUUCACAGACCAAGUCUGGAGUAGGACCUUUUAAUCCUGGUAGGAUGAAUGUUGCAGGAGAUGUAUUUCAGAAUGGCGAGUCUGCACCGCAUCAUAAUCCUGAUUCUUGGAUCUCCCAGUCAGCAUCAUUUCCUCGUAACCAGAAACAACAAGGGGUGGAUUCUUUAUCACCAGUGGCCUCACUUCCUAAACAGAUAUUCCAGCCUUCUGCCCAACAACAACCCACUAAACCAGUUAAAGUCACUUGUGCAAACUGCAAAAAACCUCUACAGAAGGGGCAGACAGCUUAUCAACGAAAAGGAUCAGCUCACCUCUUUUGUUCAACCACCUGCCUUUCUUCAUUCUCUCAUAAACCUGCUCCAAAGAAACUCUGUGUUAUGUGUAAAAAAGAUAUAACUACAAUGAAAGGAACAAUUGUUGCUCAAGUAGAUUCAAGUGAGUCCUUCCAAGAAUUCUGUAGCACAUCUUGUCUGUCUCUCUAUGAAGACAAGCAGAGUCCUGCUAAAGGAGCUCUAAAUAAAUCGAGAUGCACAAUCUGUGGCAAACUGACUGAGAUUCGCCAUGAAGUUAGUUUUAAAAAUAUGACUCAUAAGCUGUGCAGUGACCACUGCUUCAAUCGAUACAGAAUGGCCAAUGGUCUAAUAAUGAAUUGCUGUGAACAGUGUGGAGAAUAUUUGCCUAGUAAAGGUGCUGGAAAUAAUGUUCUGGUGAUCGAUGGUCAGCAGAAAAGAUUUUGCUGUCAGAGUUGUGUCAGUGAAUACAAACAGGUAGGUAGCCAUCCAAGUUUCCUGAAGGAAGUUCGAGAUCACAUGCAGGACUCUUUCUUAAUGCAGCCUGAGAAAUAUGGAAAACUGACAACUUGUACUGGUUGCCGAACACAGUGCAGGUUUUUUGAUAUGACUCAGUGCAUAGGUCCUAAUGGAUAUAUGGAGCCAUAUUGUUCAACUGCCUGCAUGAAUAGUCACAAGACAAAAUAUGCAAAAUCACAAAGUUUGGGAAUUAUUUGCCAUUUUUGUAAGCGAAACUCUUUACCUCAAUACCAAGCCACAAUGCCUGAUGGAAAACUAUAUAACUUUUGCAAUUCCAGUUGUGUGGCUAAAUUUCAGGCUCUAAGCAUGCAGUCAUCUCCAAAUGGCCAAUUUGUAGCACCCAGUGAUAUUCAAUUGAAAUGCAACUACUGUAAAAAUUCCUUUUGUUCAAAACCAGAAAUCUUGGAAUGGGAGAACAAAGUUCAUCAGUUCUGCAGCAAAACUUGCUCAGAUGACUAUAAGAAGUUGCAUUGCAUAGUUACAUAUUGCGAAUACUGCCAAGAGGAGAAGACGCUUCAUGAAACAGUCAAUUUCUCUGGCGUCAAGAGACCUUUCUGUAGUGAAGGCUGCAAGCUAUUAUACAAACAAGAUUUUGCAAGACGAUUAGGAUUAAGAUGUGUUACGUGCAACUAUUGUUCUCAGCUGUGUAAGAAGGGAGCAACUAAAGAGCUUGAUGGAGUUCUCAGAGACUUCUGCAGUGAAGACUGCUGUAAAAAAUUUCAGGAGUGGUACUACAAGGCUGCAAGGUGUGAUUGCUGUAAAUCUCAAGGCACUCUUAAAGAGCGAGUUCAGUGGCGUGGGGAGAUGAAACAUUUCUGUGACCAACACUGCUUACUACGUUUCUACUGUCAGCAAAAUGAGCCCAACAUGACGACCCAAAAAGGACCUGAAAACCUCCAUUAUGAUCAGGGCUGUCAGACGUCCCGAACCAAAAUGACAGGCUCAGCACCACCCCCUUCUCCUACACCAAACAAAGAGAUGAAGAACAAAGCAAUUCUUUGCAAACCUUUAACAAUGACAAAAGCAACUUACUGUAAGCCUCACAUGCAGACCAAAUCUUGUCAGACAGAUGAGAAUUGGAAGACAGAGUAUGUCCCAGUGCCUAUUCCUGUACCUGUUUAUGUCCCUGUGCCUAUGCACAUGUACAGCCAGAAUAUUCCUGUCCCUACCACAGUUCCUGUUCCUGUGCCCGUUCCUGUGUUUCUGCCUGCUCCAUUGGACAGCAGUGAGAAGAUUCCUGCCACAGUUGAGGACCUAAAAAGCAAAGUUUCUUCAGAUCCUCUUGAUACAGAAUUGCUUACAAUGACAGAUAUGAUGACUGAAGAUGAGGGGAAAACAGAGUCAUCAAACAUCAAUAGUGUAAUUAUUGAGAGUGAUAUAAUUGGCUCAGAUCUCACAAAGAACUCUGACUCAGAUAUACAAUCCAAUAUGCCUGAUGUACCAUAUGAGCCAGAUUUGGAUAUUGAAAUAGAUUUCCCCAGAGCUGCGGAGGAGCUUGAUAUGGAAAAUGAGUUUUUAUUACCACCUGUUUUUGGAGAAGAAUAUGAGGAGCAGCCCCGACCUCGAUCUAAAAAAAAGGGUACCAAAAGAAAAGCUGUAUCAGGAUACCAGUCUCAUGAUGAUAGUUCUGACAAUUCAGAAUGCAGCUUUCCUUUCAAGUAUACAUAUGGUGUAAAUGCAUGGAAACAUUGGGUUAAAACUAGGCAGCUUGAUGAAGAUCUUCUGGUAUUAGAUGAGCUAAAAUCCCCUAAAUCAGUAAAGUUAAAAGAAGAUCUACUCUCUCAUACCACAGCUGAGCUCAACUAUGGGCUAGCCCAUUUUGUCAAUGAGAUCCGACGACCAAAUGGAGAGAAUUAUGCCCCCGACAGCAUCUAUUACCUCUGCCUUGGUAUACAGGAGUACUUAUGUGGUAGUAAUCGAAAGGACAACAUAUUUAUUGAUCCAGGAUACCAGAUGUUUGAGCAAGAAUUGAAUAAAAUACUCCGAAGUUGGCAACCAAGCAUUCUUCCAGAUGGUUCCAUAUUCUCUCGAGUUGAAGAAGACUAUCUCUGGAGGAUAAAGCAGCUGGGAUCUCACUCUCCAGUGGCUCUUUUGAACACCUUGUUCUACUUUAACACUAAGUAUUUUGGCCUGAAAACAGUGGAGCAACACUUAAGACUUUCCUUUGGCACCGUGUUUAGGCAUUGGAAAAAAAAUCCUUUAACGAUGGAAAAUAAAGCAUGUCUUCGGUAUCAGGUGUCUUCCUUAUGUGGAACAGAUAAUGAAGAUAAAAUUGCUACUGGAAAACGAAAACAUGAAGAUGAUGAGCCAGUAUUUGAACAAAUUGAAAACACAGCCAACCCUUCUAGAUGUCCUGUGAAAAUGUUUGAAUGCUACUUGUCUAAAAGUCCACAGAAUCUUAAUCAGAGAAUGGAUGUUUUUUAUUUGCAACCAGAAUGUUCUAGUUCUACAGAUAGCCCUGUGUGGUACACAUCUACUUCCCUGGACCGGAACACCCUGGAAAAUAUGCUUGUACGGGUUCUUCUAGUAAAAGAUAUUUAUGAUAAAGACAAUUAUGAACUGGAUGAAGACACAGACUAAAAAAGGACCGUUUCAGAAGCAAUGGGAUAACACAGCAUUAGAUAGUCAUGCUGCUAGAUCUUUACAGGAAAACAUUUCAAGUUUACUCCUUCUGUUUUGAGUUUUGUAGCAAUGUACCCACACUGGGUAUCACCAUGUAAAUAAUCUGUGAGUGAAAGUUGCCAUUAUUCUAUGUAGUGGUUUUAGGAUACUUAACAAAUACAUCAAAUUCUUUUUUAUUAUUAUUUAUUUGAUUAGGUAUGUUUGUAACUUUUUACAUUACAAAAUAUGAAGAGAAUGUGCCAUGUAUAAGUUUUUCUUGUUGCACUGCUCUACUGUUGCAAAGCUCCCUCCAAAGGGUGUGCUUUUACUGCGUUCUUGACCAGAUGGUUGUGUAUGGGUAGCACUACUCAAGUUUAGAACUUGCAGUGUCUUUCAAAAUUUUUAAAAUAAACUGUAAACUUAAUAGGCUGGGUUUUUUGUUUUGUUUGGGUUUUUUUGUUUGUUUGUUUGUUUUAUGUUUUAGUUACUGAAGCCUUACCAGGUUGUGUAGAGAGAUACCAUCUUCUGUACCAAAAAUAGACAAGAGAAUGCUGUCGAUACUGGUGUUCUGUAAUGUGAACCUAUGCUGGUGAAAACGACUUUAUGUUCCCUUUAUUAAAACUUAGUGUCCUUUUCUCACUUGUGACUUUCUGCAUCACCCCAUCAAUAAAAAAGUAUGUAUGUAUA
Messenger RNA from Peromyscus maniculatus bairdii (prairie deer mouse), 5411 nucleotides. NCBI's taxonomy places the organism in Eukaryota, Metazoa, Chordata, Mammalia, Rodentia, Cricetidae. The record is from RefSeq and is a predicted model, not a curated record.